Messenger RNA from Pezoporus flaviventris, 1513 nucleotides. It is a transcript of the gene MYADML2, whose product is annotated as myeloid associated differentiation marker like 2. NCBI's taxonomy places the organism in Eukaryota, Metazoa, Chordata, Aves, Psittaciformes, Psittacidae. The record is from RefSeq and is a predicted model, not a curated record. Gene Ontology annotation, cellular component: membrane. The coding region runs from base 561 to 1466 and encodes 301 amino acids. The transcript has a single exon.
AGGAAUCGCAGCAGGAUAAUUACAAGCCCCUGAUGGAGCUCACAGCUUCGGUGUUAACUAACACCCGCUCGCCGUGGCUGAGGGGGGCAGGACUCAUUCCAGAACUAUUAAUAUAGCCCCUAUUUAUACUCGCGGGUCCCUGCAAGCAGCACAGCAGAGCUACAGCUGCAGAGCUAAAAUGGAAUCAAUGUCAGCCCCCAAGGAGAAAGUGAUUCUCUCGGCCAUCUGAGGGGAAGGAGACGGUGAAAGGACAGAACAAGGCCGGUUUCAGACCUGAGAGCGGGGGUGAGCUGCUCGCGGCACCCUGAGAUCCCAGCUGGUGGCAGAGUCAGCCAGAAACCUCCCUUCAGCCAGCAAGUCUGUGCUGAGGCUGCCAGGAACGCAGCAGAAACGCUGCCCAGCGUCAGCACAGCACCCACAGUGCCGGUGGAGACAAGGCGGGGACUGGAGCUGCUGCUGCACUGAUCCAGUACCUGGUGUGACUCAGGACAAAAGAGCAGAAGCCUAAAAAGAGGUUUAGGGAGGGCUUUGGGAGCACCGUCUGCUGGGCUGUAAACAAGAUGGAGAGCACAGGAGGGCCGUAUCUGAACACUGCUGCAGUGACAUCCCCUGUGGGAAUAGCUCGCUUGCUGCAGAUGAUGUUUGGAUGCACCACAUUCAGCCUGGUAGCCCACCAGGGCGGCUUCAGUGCCGCGUAUGGCACUUUCUGCAUGUUUGUCUGGACCUUCUGUUUUGCCGUCACCGUCUUCAUCAUCACCUGUGAAUUCACGCACCUCCACAGCUGCCUCAGCAUCUCCUGGGGAAACUUCACUGCCGCUUUCGCCAUGCUCGCCACACUCAUGUCCGUCACGGCUGCGGUGAUCUACCCGCUCUACUUCGUCCAGCUUGACUGUUACCCCAUCAGCUGUGAGGUGAGAGACUUCCGCAUCGCCGCCAGCAUCUUCGCAGCCCUCCUGUUCCUUGUGUACGCUGCCGAGGUGUUCUUAACCCGGGCGAAACCGGGGCAAGUCACCAGCUACAUGGCCACGGUCUCCGGGCUCCUGAAAAUUGUGCAGGCCUUCGUGGCCUGCAUCAUCUUCGGGGCGCUGGUGAACGACAGCCAGUAUGGCAAGUACGUGGCGACGCAGUGGUGUGUGGCCGUCUACAGCUUCUGCUUCGUGGUGACAGUGGUGGUCGUGGCCUUCAGUGUUACAGGUAAGACCACCUUGCUGUGGUUCCCCUUCGAGCGCUCUGUGGUCAUCUACACCCUGGGGGCCGUGCUGCUGUACGUGAGCGCAGCCGUCAUCUGGCCCGUGUUCUGCUUCGACAGCAAGUACGGCUCCGCGCAACGCCCCGGCUCCUGCGCCAAGGGCCGGUGCCCAUGGGACAGCCAGCUGGUCGUCGCCAUCUUCACCUACGUGAACCUGCUGCUCUAUGUCGUGGACCUGGCGUACUCGCAGCGCAUCCGCUUUGUCCCGCACCUCUGAAGCGUGGGGCUGGUGCUGGGAGCAGCAGCAGCCGGGGGUGGGCAGGA